AUGAACAAACACAUGGAAGAAGAGGAUCUGUACGAGGAAAUGUUGAAGAGAUCACAGCGCGAAGAAGUCGCUGGAGAUGAUGAGACUAACGAGCAGAUCGAUAUCGAAACCAUUGCCAGUGAUAAUACAUCUUCACCAAUUGAUCCCGAAAAACAACUUCAGAAAAUACUCGAUUGUAUACUUCCGCCAAGGGUGUACAAAUCAGAGGGUAAAAUUUGGCGUGAACGUACUUCGACGGUACCUGUGACAAGACAUGAUUUGCUGGAAAUACAAGAACGCUUCGAAGCAGAACUACUUAGUCGAAAAGCAAAACCAUUUGGGAUUUGUCCUAUUCGAAGAGAUGUUUAUGACCAACUGUUUGAUGAAUUGAUAAGACAAGUGACCGUUAACUGUGCCGAAAGAGGCUUGAUGUUAUUAAGAAUACGAGAUGAAUUGCGCUUGACAUUGUUCUCGUACGAACACGUUCUGCAAAGCGCCAUUGCAUACGGCAUUCGAAAGGCAAUUGAAAAUGAAACACAGCAAAAGACUGCGGUGCUUGAACGAGAUCAAUUACGUGAAAAAAAUAAACAACUUUUAGAGAAGAUCACUGAACUGGAAGCCAACAUUCAAAAUGAACGUCGACUGCACGAAGAUGAGCUUCAAUUGAUGGAGGAAAGAAUGACUGACGAAAACGGACGUCUUAAAGAAGCCAAUAAAGCACUCAAGGUGAUAUAUUCUUUACCAUCGUUGGCAUGUGAAAAUUAA
Messenger RNA from Anisakis simplex (herring worm), 744 nucleotides. Lineage: Eukaryota; Metazoa; Nematoda; Chromadorea; Rhabditida; Anisakidae. The record is from the annotation of a GenBank genome assembly.